This is a messenger RNA of Trypanosoma brucei brucei TREU927, 3876 nucleotides long. RefSeq lists its product as hypothetical. Lineage: Eukaryota; Euglenozoa; Kinetoplastea; Trypanosomatida; Trypanosomatidae. The record is from RefSeq and is a predicted model, not a curated record. Gene Ontology annotation, molecular function: protein binding. The transcript has a single exon. The coding region runs from base 1 to 3876 and encodes 1291 amino acids.
AUGAACGUUGAUUUAUCGAACAAGUCUAUCAACGAGUUGAACUUCGAUGCACAAAACUCCUCACCGGAGGAGUUGUUGGCAGCCGCCCGUGUAGUUAGGCUGACGGCCAGCCACAACUAUAUUAGCAAUAUAGUUGGACUUGGAGCUUUAUUCCACCAACUCACGCACCUUGACUUGUCCCAUAACAAAUUGGGGUGUAAUGGAGCUGGCCGUAUGUCUGGGGAAAGUGACCACAGGACCCCGUGGUUGAGUACGUUACCAAGGUCAUUACGUGUGCUCAACUUAUCACACAAUCACUUGCGUGGCUUUUCGCUUGAGUAUAAUUUAGGUGACCGGAGCUGUAGUGAUGGGAAUGAAUCUCCUGACACCACUGUGGUCAUGGGCGUGGACGGCGGGUUAAGUCGCUUGCGGGGCUCAAGUCCAAUUAAUGUGGCACUUUUCUUUAACCGCCGACUUUUUCCUCACCUCUCGGAGCUCGACUUGUCACACAAUGACCUGCAACAGACGCUGGAAGACAGCGAUGUUAUUGAAGAGUUGUGGCAUGAGAGUGUGGAGUUGCCGAUGAGCUCGGUGUCUAGUGAUGCUGAAAAGGCCGCUUGGGUACAAUGCACCACUUCUGCCAUCGUGGUUCUUCAGCUUGAUGGCAACGCAAAGCUCGAGUCUUUGAAUGGUGUACUUUGCGGAAUGGAAGGAUUGUUGUUUCUUCACGCGGCUCAAUGUGGGAUCGCCGAUCUGACAGCUGUGUCAUCUGCAGCAACAGCGUGUCCAAAGCUUCGGGAUAUCGAUUUGCGCGGUACUCCUUUAAGUGAAACGUUCCUGCAGGCCCCUCGGGAGGCUGUGGCGACUUUCACAGAGAUAUUGCUAUUUCCUGCGUUGCUUGCCUCAAGAGGAGGCGUCAGAAGGAGAGAACAGCGGCAUGAGGAUGAGGAGGAGACACGGCACGGCCUUAAGGAACUUGUGAAAGAAAUUGUACAACAUCAUUUGCAUGAAAUGGAGGCUUCUGUAGAGCGACAGCAGAGUUCUGCGGAAGGCAACAUCAGAAACAGCGGUGGAGGAGGGUUACGAUUGGUGCUGUAUGCAUCGCUACUGCACCAAGUAUUGCCUCAGGUUAUUGAAAUAGACAAUGGCAUAGAGGUGGGCAGAAUGAAGCGGCUGUUUACCGAGGCCGCACGUGACGUCCUUCAAAAUUUUAUUGAAAAUGGUAAUAGCAUUGAAAAAACCCGUGACCCCAUGAUGUCACCGAGGCACUACAUCAGUCCACCGCGAACACUUUCUCCUGUGGAGGAAAAGGACAUGACAGUUUGGCGUGACCCCACAUCUCAGCUGAAUGUCGAUGGCGUCGCACCGUCGGAGCCCCCACAGGGGCGAUCCUGUUUGGGGAAAAGGGGGGCGGAUGUCGCCAGAAGUCAACUUAUUCAGUCCCCAACUACGGCAGCGGUCUCCGGUCAUUGUCAUCUGACAUCGCCACCGUUGCCACCAUCUCCACUGAAAUCCCCAACGGAUAAGCGUCGUCCACUUUUGACUCCGAAGCGCGAAACCUUUGAAGAUAGACGCCCACUUAGGUCGCCGACCGAAAGGGAUACGGCUGUUGCGACACCAGACGCUGCAGAGGCAGCCGACUCGCAAUAUAAUCGACAUUCCGAGUUUGUGUCACGUGGCGUGGUACCGGUUGUUUCGCCGCGGUCGGAUAAACGUAGUAGCGAUAGCUCUAAAAGAGAUUAUCAGAGGGUGGACAGCCUUGAGCGUCGCACUGGAGUGAACCAAACUGGUGUUAGGAGGGGCAGCAGCACCAACAAGUGUGGUGGUGUAGAAACAAUGAACGGGAUUCUUAACGGCAGCGAGAAGCUUGCUGGUAAGGAAAGAUAUUGUCGAGCAUUCAACCCCUUGUCGCCAACGGCUGCUGCAGGCCCUCCUCUUGCUCCUACGAGGGAUGUGUCUAACAGCAGUAGUUUUGACGACGGUCGGUCCAGUGUUCGAUAUCUCCAAGCUGUGGCUUCACUCACCCCCAUGCUUGAGCAUCGACUACGCACAUCUAGCCCGUUAGAUAGUCCUUCAACAGUGAAUGACCACAGCCGGCAGUCGAAUGACACUAACGAGGGGCAGAGCAACAGCAGUAGCCACCAGCACUGUAACAACAAUUUUUCAUCUGCUUCAAGUUCUACAUUUACUACGGUGAACUCUACUCGGGAAAAACUUCUUCAGCAAGCCCAGGCAUUAGAGCAGUCUUUGAUUCGCUCGCAGGAUCGCCAGAGGGGCCUCCACAACACCGUCACAGAGUUGACAACCCAACUAAAACAGCACCGUCAACUCAUUAAGGAUCAACGCCAAGAGGCCAUGCGACUUCGCCAGGAACGCGAUCGCUUAGUUGACGUCAUUAAGACUGCAAAGCGGCGCUUGGAGAAGCGGCAAAAGGAUGUAGCGUACGGUGCCACGGCGCUGAAGCGACGUGAGACAUUGGAGCAGCAGAAAGCGGUGAUGCAGCGUCUAGUGAAAGAAAAAAAGAGGUUGCAAGAACAAGAGCGCCGGUUACGGGAGUCGAUGGCGGUUAGUUUGGAAUCUGACACACCGGUCCUUGAUUCAUGUUCGCGGCAUCUAUCCCCUGAAAACGGGAGGAACAGGCAACCACCUCAAAUGAAGAAGACGCGGUCAGAUCUUCUUCGUGAGAAUGCGGUGCGUUUGCGCAUGGAGGCGGCGAAGAAAGAAGAACCUUUAGCUUACGACCCGCGUAAGUUCCGCCGCAACGAACACUCAGCAAUUAAUGGAACUGAGGGUACGUUGCCGUGCGAUGUCACCCCUGUUUCGUUGCAUACGGACUCUGGGAAGCGCUAUGAUAUAACCGGUAGCAGUAGCAAUCGGGAAAGCACUGAUGAAGCUUGUCGAGGAGUCAAACCUUCGAACGGGAGAGAGGCAAGUUUCUCUUCAGGGGGUAGCUCCUGGCACCCAAGGCACGGGUCACGGGGACCUCGUUUGCCGGGGUCUUUGUACCAACAAGGUUGUGAUCCGUACGCGGUGGAGGAUGGCGAAACCCGUGAUGAUUCCACUGGAAAGGGCGAUGAGAUCCGCAACGAGUGGCUGCAAAAUAUGUCCCUACAAUCCCUUUUUGACGCCGCAGUCAGUAUGCAGAGGCAGCGGCUACUCACGAAGCAGUUGACUCGCAAAAAAAUUUCCGAGGCACGUGACGACGAGCACAGGGAAACUUGUGAUACGUCCAACCCUCCCGCUUCUGCAACAGAACUUGCCAGCCACCACUACCGUGCUCCUACAGGAAGUACAGGGGGGCCUGCACUAUAUCGUACCGUCAUUGAGCCAUUUCACGAUAUAUCAACCGGUAAUCUUAGUCGCAGUGGUGGGGGUAGAAUAUCCGUACGAAGUGGUGAAGGUUCCACGAUAGGUGAUGCCGUCGGUAAGGGAGAAGUUAGUGCGAGAGGAGACGUUGAUUCAGGUGCUAACUCGCAAAACUCUGACGACGACAGGGGACUAAAUGGCGCUGAUGUGCUGUCUCGGCUGGUGCAUCCCCAAAACACUGAAGGCUGCAUAUCUUCCGUAUCUUCUCGCGCGGACUCUUCUUCUGUGGCGGAGCAUCUUUCUGUGGAUGCAUGUAGUAUCUACGCGGAGAUACUAAAACAGCAACAACAACAACAGCGGUUGCUACUGCAGCGCAGUCAGGGCCCACAGUCUACUGAACGAGCAUUUCCUGUGGAAAUGGGAGCAACUUAUCCGACAACCCCAACUAAGGUGGAGGGCCUUCUGCAAAAUCAAAAAGCGGGGUAUACAAAUCAAAGAGCUGACAACCGUGUCACUGGACACAGCAGUGAUGAUGGGGGUAGUGAGGAAUACACUGUCUCUGAUUUCGCUCAGCGCCCAGUCUUCAUUUAA